AAUAACGGAACGGGAAUUGCCUAUCUACAAACGAACGGACAUUGUGAAGCACGGCCACGGCGACUUUGAAUCUUUUCAUUCUGCCUCUCAUAGUCUCACUCUUGUCACUCUGAGCCCUCGACGAGCCACGUCGGUUCUGCCUUUGGUCUUCCUUCCGUCGACUCCAUCAGCGGCCGGUAGCGCAGGCCGCAGUGAUUUAUUUUUGGAAGAAGAAAGGAGGUGAACUAGAACCACUGAACCGUGAACGAGUGAAGCCCUCUUAAGAACUCAGUCCCAGAAGCUGCUGGAGCGGCUGAACCUCAAGCCUGGAGUUAGUACCUAAUUGGAUACUGCCCCUGCCCUCAAGGUAGGGUUUUAGGGAGGAGGGGGAUUUAGGGUGAUGGCUGUGGCCGACAGGAAUUGUGUCCUAUUUCCCUAUGGAGUUUUUCAGCAUUCUUUAUUGAUAUGGCGAAUAGUAAGUACGAGUACGUGAAAUCCUUUGAGGUGGAAGAUGAAAUUAUGCUACCCAACAUCAUUGUUGUCCACAUUGAUGGCCGGGAUUUCGGCAGAUUUUCUGAAGUGCAUGAGUUUGUGAAGCCUAACGACAAGAGGGCGUUAGAAUUGAUGAAUGACUGUGCCAAAACGGUUUCAGAGCAGUUCCCAGAUAUUAUUUUCUCGUACGGGUUCAGCAAUGAGUAUAGUUUCGUGUUCAAGAAGGAAACGAAGUUUUAUCAGAGACGUGCAAGCAAAGUACUCUCGCUCAUCAUCUCUUACUUCUCAUCCUUAUAUGUCACCAAAUGGAAGGAAUUCUUUCCUCAGACAGGGAUGAGAUUUCCCCCUUCAUUCCAAUCACAAGUUAUUAGCUGUGCAUCAAUGGAGGUUCUUCAAGCAUAUCUUGCAUGGAGACAGCGCGAAUGUCAUUUAAGCAACCAGUACAAUACUUGUCUAUGGGAGCUGAUUAGAAAUGGAAAAUCUGAAAAGGAAGCUCAAGAAAUACUGAAGGGAACACAUAAGCAGGACAAAAAUGAGUUGCUUUAUCAGGGGUUCAAUAUUAACUAUAAAGAACAAGAAAUCAUCUUUCGUCAAGGAACAUGUAUUCUCAAGACAGAGGUUCAACAUAUUGUGAAGUACAACCAAGAUGGUUCUCCUGUUCAAAGACUGAGGAUGAAAGCCAUAAAAGUUCAUUCAAAAAACAUAGCAUCAAGGAGCUUCUGGAAUGACUACUUGUGUCUUUGUAGAGAGCUUGGACAAUUUGCAGAGGAUGUUAACAAAAUUAAACCUGACUAUGUCAAAUCUUUCCUACAUGUAAGCAAGUUGAUGCCAUCAACUUGGAUUGUUAUUCGCGUUGAUGGUUGCCAUUUUCAUAGGUUUUCUGAUGUCCAUGAAUUUGAGAAGCCAAAUGAUGCACAGGCUCUGAACUUAAUGAAUUCAUGUGCUGUAGGUGUGCUAGAAGAGUUUGAGGAUAUAGUCUUCUCUUAUGGGGUUAGUGAUGAAUACAGUUUUGUUUUGAAGAAAGAGUCUCAGCUAUAUCAAAGGCGCUCCAGUGAAAUAGUAUCUGCCAUUGUCUCGCUAUUCUCUUCCAUGUACACCAUUAAAUGGAAAGAGUUUUUCCCACAGAAAGAGUUGAAACAUGUACCAUACUUUGACGGGCGGGCUGUUUGCUACCCAACCUCUGAGAUUCUACUAGAUUAUCUAGCAUGGAGACAAGUUGAUUGCCACAUUAACAAUCAGUACAACACUUGUUUUUGGAUGCUUGUAAAGUCCGGAAAGAGCAAAAGUGAAGCUCAGAACUACUUGAAGGGUACUCAAUCUCAAGAGAAAAAUGAACUUCUUAUGCGGCUAUCUGGCAUUAUUGAUUAUUACAACACAUUACCGCUCAUGUUCCGCCAAGGAUCCUCUGUUUUCUGGCACACGCAUGAUGACAAGAAAAUGUCGAACCAAGGUAACGAGGCUGUUGGAAAAUGCUGCAAAGUAGUAGUUGAACACUGUAAUAUAAUUGAAAAGAGUUUCUGGGAAGCACACCCAGACAUACUUGGCGAGAAGCUCAGUUGCUGUAAACCACUUGGUUGCACUUUUGCUUCGGACUCGCAUCAUUUAACAAGACGUGUAACUUGUUGCGAUUGCAAAGUCGCCAAAUUUGCCCGAUCUGAUAAUCUCUCUCCCCUGGAGCAACCUUCCACCAAUUGUCUCUAAGAUACUUACCAUGCAGUCUACCCUAUUAAUCAAGUCAUGUUUACGUUAAUAGUCAAUAACUAAGCAUGAGAUAUAUCUUGAAGUUGGAUCAGGCAUGUAUCGAGGAGACCAGUUGAAGACACUGUGACGACCAAGCAACCUUACUGAUAAAGUACAGAAAAGCCUCGCAGAACUAAUUAGCUAUCAGUUAUUGUGUGCUUUACUUGCAUAAAACUAGUUAUUUAUCCCAAUUUUAUACAAGAAAUAUCCUUCUGUUAUCAGAAUUUCCUUACAUUCUGUGGGAUAAUGACUAUUGAAAUGUAUCCCUGAUCCUAGUAAAAUGCUAGGUCGUUUCUCUCAAACUUCCUGGUGUAUUUUGGCUACUGACCAGCGCAAGUAAAUGAACAAAUUGGCUGUCUUCUUCCGGAAAAAGAAAAAAAAAAUAAAAAUAAAAAUUGUACCCAUGUAUUCCAGUCUCAUUAUGAGAUCACAAGAUUUAAAAGACAUGUAUGAUUCUAUCUUGUAGGUUAAGCUUGAA
Molecule: messenger RNA, 2689 nt
Organism: Olea europaea var. sylvestris
Lineage: Eukaryota; Viridiplantae; Streptophyta; Magnoliopsida; Lamiales; Oleaceae
Product: tRNA(His) guanylyltransferase 2-like
Exons: 17
Coding region: 445-2172 (575 amino acids)
Biological process (GO): tRNA modification
Molecular function (GO): magnesium ion binding; tRNA guanylyltransferase activity
Source: RefSeq, a predicted model, not a curated record